Messenger RNA from Cuscuta epithymum, 1782 nucleotides. NCBI's taxonomy places the organism in Eukaryota, Viridiplantae, Streptophyta, Magnoliopsida, Solanales, Convolvulaceae. The record is from the annotation of a GenBank genome assembly.
UAUUUGUCACCCAAAACUCCCCCUAUCACAUACACUUGUGAGCACCAGAGUCCACACUAAACAGACACACACUCUCUCUCGGACGCAUCCAUACACAGAGAUGAUCUCACAGGCUUUCACUGAUUUAGCCAAACACAAUUAGUCCUCUCUCUCUAUCUUCCCCCCUCUCUGUAAACAAGCCCAACCCCUCUCCUAUUCACCAUUUCCCAACCAACCCGUCCAACCACUUCCUCUCAUGCAUUCAUGAUUUGGGUCUCCGGAGCCCAUUCAUCUCUGGGGGCGGCGCCGGCGGGUGAAAGAUUCAAUCUUUCUUCGAUUUCAGAUAAGUUUAGCUCAAAUUGCAGUAAUGGGUUGCUUGGUUUCUCAGCUGGCGUCGAAGUUCGCCUUCUUUCCGCCGUCUCCGGCCACCUACCAGGUCAAGAAGCGCGGGGAUGGGCACCUCGUCGCCGUCUCCACCGCCUCUUCCAUACCCAUCGCCGGCGACGCCGACGACCCUUGUAUUGAUGUCCUCCGGCUCCAGACGAAAAGGGGAAACAAGAUUGUAGCUUUUUACCUCAAGAACCCGUACGCUAGGCUUACUUUGUUGUACUCUCACGGCAAUGCGGCUGAUCUCGGCCAGCUCUAUGACUUGUUUCUUCAGCUUAAAGCUAACCUCAGAGUCAACCUCAUGGGAUAUGACUAUUCCGGCUAUGGAGCUUCUUCAGGGAAGCCAAGCGAGUAUGAUACAUAUGCUGAUAUUGAGGCAGUAUAUGAGUGUCUUGAAACUCAGUAUGGAGUUAGCCAGGAAGAUUUGAUUUUGUACGGACAGUCCGUUGGAAGCGGGCCCACAUUGCACUUGGCUGCUCGAUUGCCGAGGUUGAGAGGUGUUGUUCUGCAUAGUGGCAUUCUCUCUGGUCUUCGUGUGCUUUGUCAUGUGAAGUUCACAUUUUGUUUUGACAUUUAUAAGAAUGUAAACAAGAUUCAGAAGGUGAAAUCUCCGGUGCUCGUAAUACAUGGAACAGAAGAUGAGGUGGUGAACUGGUUGCAUGGGGACAUUCUAUGGAAAAUGGCAAGGGACCCGUACGAGCCGUUGUGGAUAAAAGGCGGAGGGCAUUGCAACUUAGAGCUUUACCCUGACUACAUCAGACACCUAUGCCACUUUGUCCAAGCAAUGGAGAAUAUGGACACAAAGGCUCACCUCCAAAAGAUUCGGCCCACACUCCUCCCUCCGCCAAAGAAGAGAUCAAACACUCUUCCUCCUCCUUGCUGCUGCUUUAAACGGCGCAAGCCCAAAUGCCCGAAAUGCUCUUGUUGGCCCACGUGUGGGGAAUGUGAGAAAUGCUCUUGCUGGCCCAAGUCGAUGGAAUGCGCAAAAUGUUCUCGUUGCCCGAAAUUAUCAAAAUGCUCUUGUUGGCCCAUAUGCGUUCCAAAAGGCACGUGCUGCCCGGAAUCAUCAAAAUGCUCUUGUGAGCCUAAAUGCAUGGACCACACAAAAUGUUCAUGCUGCCCGAGAUGGGAACCGAAUUGCCCAAAAUGCAAGUGUUUCGAACCGGGUUGCAUGAGAUGCUGGUGUUGGUGCUCACACUUCUCGUGCAGGCGCCCGAAAUGUUGGUGUUGGUGAUAGGGGAUGGAGGAGGGUCUUAUAGAGACUUACAAAGUUGUAUAGCCAGUAUCCCUUUAAUGUAUGCAAUAAUCUUAGAUUCUUAGCCUCAGAUAAAAUUAUUGUUACGUAAUUCACUUCGGCAAAUGCCUUCCAGCUUCUUCAUAUAUAAUGAUAAAAUCUAAUUGUGAUUUAGAUCAUCC